This is a messenger RNA of Oryzias latipes (Japanese medaka), 2385 nucleotides long. RefSeq names its product N-terminal EF-hand calcium binding protein 1 (gene necab1). NCBI's taxonomy places the organism in Eukaryota, Metazoa, Chordata, Actinopteri, Beloniformes, Adrianichthyidae. Gene Ontology annotation, cellular component: cytoplasm. The record is from RefSeq and is a predicted model, not a curated record. Gene Ontology annotation, biological process: regulation of amyloid precursor protein biosynthetic process. Gene Ontology annotation, molecular function: calcium ion binding.
CAUCUCAUCUCUUUCCGCAGACUCUUCUUCAGCGGGGAAGAGGCUCAGACAAACACUUUCCUCUCUAGUUUGUGAAGCUUCAUCCUGAAGGAUGGAUUGUUCUGAAGAAGUUCAGGCUGUUUCAGAGGAGCUCAUCCCUCCAAUGGAACUAAAAAAAGGAAUGUCCAUUUUUAUUGAUAUUUUGCGGAGGGCUGAUAAAAAUGAUGAUGGAAAGUUGUCUUUUGAUGAAUUCAAAUCCUACUUUUCGGAUGGAGUUCUGACUGCUGACGAGCUGAAGGAGCUCUUCCAUACCAUUGAUACUCAUAACACUGACAAUGUGGACACAGAUGAACUCUGUGAUUAUUUCUCUCAGCACCUGGGUGAAUAUGAAAAAGUUCUUGCUGCUUUGGAGGAGCUCAACAUGUCCAUACUGAAGGCUAUGGACAAAACCAAAAAGGAUUAUCAGGAGUCCACCCACCUGGAGCAGUUUGUGACCCGUUUCUUGUUGAAGGAGACGACCAAUCAGCUUCAUUCACUUCAGAGCUCGCUGGAGUGCGCCAUGGAAACCACAGCCGAGCAGACUCGCCAGGAGAAACAGGGGCCGGUGAAGCCAGACAUUCUGUCCAUCCAGCUGUCAGGUCGCCGCUCCACUCGAAGGCUGCAGAGGAACAACAGCCUUUCCCCCAACAACCCUCUCCUCAGUCUCGUCAAUUCAGGUGUUUAUGAUGAAGAUGGCCUGUGGACAGUCCAGGUCAACAGACUGCAGAAACUAAUCGACCGUCUAGAACAAAAGGAGAUUCGCAUGGAGCCAGCGGAGGAGGAGGUCCUGGACAGCAAAUCGCACAUCCUAAUAGUCCAGCGGCAGCUCACAGUGCUGGAGGACGAACUGGAUGAGUUCCGUUUGGCUCUCAGACAAUACAUGGAGUGUGCCUGUGCCCAGACUGGAUGUCUACACAUUGCAGUUCAACGGCUGGCAAACGAAUCACGCUUCAUUCUCUAUGAGUUCUGGGAACACAACAACGUGUGGAAGAAUCACCUACAAACAAACUACAGUAAAACUUUUCAGCGGGGAAAUGUAGACUUCCUGGAAACACCUGAGACCAUAACCACCAUGCUUGUUCCAGCGUCGUGGUGGGUCCUCAACAACAACUGAACAGGGAGGAGCACGUCCAACUGAUCGUCACUGAUGGGUGGGAGGAGCAGCCAGACUCCUGUCAGCCCUUCAGGAGGUCCAGAUCAGCACGUCAUCACAGACUCACACACUAACUCAACACAACUUGUGAAGUCAUGGUGAUUAGUAUUUAUUACCUCCAUGUUCCUUCAUAGUUUGGUCGUAGCUGAGACAGCCCCAUAGGACUUUUUUUUCACAUCUCUAGAUGAUGCAGUGUCGUCCCCAAAAGAAACACCGUUGAGAGUCACUGUACUUUGCCGUGGCUAUGACUCCAUCUGCAGUCCAGGGAUGUUCAUGACAGAUGGGGUGUACGUGUGUACCUGUGUAGGCAUUGAUGAGCAGUUUUAAAGCGCAACUUCCAGGUUAAUAGCAGCAGCAAAAUCAUGGAGGAACAAAAAAUGAAUUUAAUUUUAAGAAGAACAUGUACUGAAAACAAACAAAUGUCAGCAUAAUGUUCAUGGGAGGUAAAAAGUUUACCAAAAUCUUUCAAAGGAAAAACAAAGCUCGCUUAGUUUAGAAAAUAAAACGGAAAAUUCAGUUAAAAUAUUUCACAAAUAUAAAAGUAUGUUAUAUUUAGCUAAAAAUCCAUAACAAAAUUUUACAUUUCAGAAGGUUAUAACUCCAGUACCUUCUUCUUGCGGUUUAAAGCCGGUAUAGAUUUAGGUAAUGUAGUACAUAAUGACAUUCAACAGCAAUAUAUUCCAAUAAAAUAUCGUACAACAAUUAGUUUAGGUAAAGAACAAAAGAAAGUUGCAAAUAAAGCUUUUCUUAAGCUUAAGCUGCUUUACUGUUUACUUUCUCUUGCAUUUGAUUAAAAAAAAUGUUCAAAACAUCUUAAAAUCAAGGACUUAAUUUUUAAAAAAUAUUGCUAAUUUCUGUUUAUCAUGGCUGGUAAAAGUUAAGUGGAAAAUUGCUCUUCAUACGGAGUUUUCUUUUAAACUAAGUAUUUUAUCCUCACAGUUAGUAUUAUGUUAGAAUUAACGUUUUGUGUUUACUUGUGAUUAUUGUCUAUUUAUGAAGACACUAGAAAAUUAAUUCAGUGUAUGUUUCUACGCACAAAGAUUCAAAUGUGUUUGGGAGGAAAGGUCAGACUCAGAAUAGAACUAAUGACUGUAGCAGCUUGAGGGAGCUCAUUAAACGUUAACACUGCAGUUUCUGUAUUUGAAAUGAAAAUUGUAUUUAAAAUGUAAUUAAAUUAUGGAAUAAAGCUUAUAAUGUUAUGGAUCUGAUGGAAA